Elaeis guineensis (African oil palm) is the source of this 2064-nucleotide messenger RNA. Its product is annotated as FRIGIDA-like protein 4a. Lineage: Eukaryota; Viridiplantae; Streptophyta; Magnoliopsida; Arecales; Arecaceae. The record is from RefSeq and is a predicted model, not a curated record.
CUCCCACUUGAUCAAACAGAAAACUCGGGAACCUAGAUGAAAUGGUAAUCCGCCACCAGACAACAAAAUGAUCCAAAACGAACGUCGCCUUUAGGUUCGGGUUCCUUCCCAAAACCCAACCAUUCCCGUGUCCGGACUCCGGACCCUAUAUCUAUCCGCUCCGUGCCACAAUCACAAACACAACACUCUUCUCGACUCCCUCGCCUUCGCCGCUGGAUCCAUGGCAACCGACGUCUCCGUCACCGACGAUCGAAUCCAGAAGGUCUUCGACGAGCUGGAGGCCCAAAAAAACUUCAUCUCCAACUGCACCCUCCUGUGGAAGAACCUCUCCGACCACUUCUCCUCCCUCCGCCAAACCCUAGCCGACCGUUCCCAGGCCCUCGACUCCCGGCUCCAAGCCCUCGAAGCCGAGAGCAAGCAAACCUUGGAAUCGCUCGACCUCCGCGAGGCUUCCAUCCCCGACAGCGAGUCCGCCGCCACCGCCCUCAUCCAGGAGCGCAAGGAUGCCGUGCUCGCCGAGAUCGAGACCCCCGACGCCAAGCCCCCCGACGACCUCCAGGGGAUCCUCCGCUGGUACUGCCGCCGGAUGGAUCCCGCCGGACUCUGGCGGUUCGUGGUGUCCCGUCGCAGGGACCUCGCCGUCCUCCGGAAGGAGAUAGCGGAGGCCGUCGCCGGAUCGGUGGACCCCGCCCGGCUUGUGGUGGACGCCGUGGCGGACUUCUUGGACCACCAGACGAGCGGCGGCGGCGGCUCGUCCACCGGCGCCGGUGCCGACCGGUGCUGGGCCCUGGGGAUGCUGCUUCGGGCACUGUUUGAUUCCGAGGGGAGGAAGGCGCCGACGGUGUCGGCGAGCAUGAGGGAGAGGGCGGCGGCCGUCGCCGAGGCGUGGAAAGAGAAGCUUGGCGGAAACAAACAGGAGGAAGGGGAGGGAGGGAUGGGGGGUUCCGAGGCCCAGCUGUUUCUGCAAAUGGUGGUGGCGUUUGGUUUGAGCUCGAGAUUUCAGGAAGAGUUCUUGAGGAAGUUGGUUCUGGAGCAUGCCUCGAGGAAAGAGAUGGGGAAACUUGCUCCUGGAUUAGGAUUUGGGGAGAAAUUGGCAGAUAUUAUUGAUGAGUUAGUAAAGAAUGGAAAGGAGCUUGAGGCUGUAUAUUUUUCUCAUGAAGCUGGUUUGACUGAACGAUUUUCUCCUGCUCCUCUUCUGAAGUCGUAUCUCCAAUCCUCAAGGAAAAAAGCUAAUGCCAUAUUGAAAAAUGGGAAUCAUUCCGCUGGUGCUACAGAAGAAUCUAACACGGCAGAGAUGAGUGACCUCAGAUCCAUCAUCAAAUGUGUCGAAAGUUGCCAUCUUGAAUCAAAAUUCAGUAUUGAUGGCUUAAAAAAGCGACUAGCACAAAUGGAGAAAGUGAAGGCUGAUAGGAAGAAGUCUACAGCAGCCAAAAAGACCCAGGGCAAGAGAACACGGUCAACUGGCGGGACUUUCCCCCCUUCCGUCCUGCCAAGGCAUCUAGGACCUUCAACGCUCCUUAUGCUUCAUACCAUCGGUCACCCACCGUACCUCAGCUCCCACUGGCUCGUCAUCCAUAUAGUUACCCUGGUCAAGGUGGCUUUGAUGGCCCAGCUUCUGCAUCAUAUGGUUCAGCUCAUAGCCAGAGUCCCACCGUAUCUCAACAGUAUUACAUGCCUGAAGAAAUGAGUGGAAGACCAAGUGGUUUGCCUCAUGGAUCUUCGAUUAAUUAUGGUGGUGGAUACGAUUAUGCAGCUCCGCUUGCUGCUCCUGCCCAACCAUCAUAUCCUCGCCAACUAUAGUCCAGGUUGUUGUGCUUCAUUUCUUGUUGAGGGAUCACGUACUAAGAUGUUGAAGAAUGAGAUAAAAACACAAGGGAGGAAUUACUUCGCUGUCAUUUUCCUUUUUCUUUGCAACGUGGUUGCCAUCUGUUAGUGUUUGUUUUACCGAGCUUGCCGCAGGUCCGGUUCUGGCCGUGAGUUCGACGAGGAUGGUGGCACUGCCUGCCGGUAGUAAGACCUGUCAGAUUCCCAUGCUUAAAUAGUGGUGCUUUCCUUUUUCGCAAA